AUGGCAACUUGGGUUAAAAGCAUUUUACCUUACAGGCAAAAUCAAAAUACUAUAUGUUUUGUUUAUUUGGAAAAGGAUGUACCAGUUCCACGUCCUGUUAAAUACGAAAGUUUGGGGGAUGGUCCAUCUCCAAUACCAUCAACAGGAAGCAAAUACGUAGGCUGCCAUGUUUCUGGUGCUGGAGGAGUUUGGAAUGCCUUUGAAAAUGCGAGAGAGAGCCAGGCCAAAUCUUUUGGUCUCUUUCUGCGCAAUCAGCGGCAGUGGAUGGCCAAACCCCUGGAUGAUGGAACGAUCAAGAAAUGGUGUGAUGCAAGCCAGGAUUUUCCAUCUCACCUGAUUCUUCCACAUGGCUCCUACCUCAUGAACCUUGGCUGUCCAGUACCUGAAACCUUAGAGAAAAGUAGAAAUAUGUUACUGGAAGAACUUCAGCGAUGUGAAAAGUUGGGAAUACCUCAUUACAACUUUCAUCCAGGAUCAUCAUUGGGAAAGAUCACUCGAGAAGAAUGCUGCAAGAUCAUCGCUGAGAGUAUCAACCUUGCCCAUAAGCAGACCAAGGGAGUUAUAUGUGUUCUAGAAAAUAUGAGUUGCCAGGGAUUUGUAAUUGGUGGUGACUUACAUGAGCUGCGCCUCAUCAUUGAGCAUGUAGAAGACAAAUCCCGCAUUGGGGUUUGUAUUGAUACUUGCCAUGCACAUGCAGCAGGUUAUGAUCUUUCUACUGAAACUGGAUUCCAGGAGUUACUGGAUGAUUUUGGCAAAAUCAUAGGAUGGCAGUUUCUUCGAGGGUUACACAUGAAUGAUUCUAAAGGUUAGUUAAUGUAUUGAAUUAGAGAACUUUUCAGAAUUAUGGAA
Molecule: messenger RNA, 849 nt
Organism: Cherax quadricarinatus
Lineage: Eukaryota; Metazoa; Arthropoda; Malacostraca; Decapoda; Parastacidae
Source: RefSeq, a predicted model, not a curated record